Molecule: messenger RNA, 3677 nt
Organism: Centruroides sculpturatus (bark scorpion)
Lineage: Eukaryota; Metazoa; Arthropoda; Arachnida; Scorpiones; Buthidae
Product: oxysterol-binding protein-related protein 2-like
Exons: 12
Coding region: 331-1728 (465 amino acids)
Cellular component (GO): cytosol; intracellular membrane-bounded organelle; membrane
Molecular function (GO): sterol binding
Source: RefSeq, a predicted model, not a curated record
AAUUCGGUGACGAGAAAGGACGCUAGCGUCCACUUUCGCUAACAUCGAUCAGUUCUGGUGACGUCAUAGGUACGCGAUUAGGAGAGGCGGCGUCCUUGUCUACCUCACCUACUUCUGCAUCUGCAAGGACGAAAUCGUCGUUAUGGUAGAAGCCAUCCGGGUGGUCUCGGAAGAUAUCACUAAGAACCGCCUGGUGAAAAUAACAGAACAACGCCUCUGAACGAAUUUCCAAAGCAAAAAAUAAUAAUAUUCGUUUUUCGCGAUUGUUGAUGUCUUCCUCUUAUAUACGAUGCUAGUCGUUUCUUGAAAAUUUUUCUUCACUCUACUUCAAUGGCGAACAAAGCUGUAGAGACUUUCAGAACCAAGUUACCCGUGCCAAAAACAUCCGAUGAUGACGUAAGCGUCUGGAGCAUCUUAAAAAAUUGCAUCGGAAAAGAUUUGUCCAAGGUAGCUAUGCCCGUUGUGUUUAACGAGCCACUCAGUUUCCUGCAAAGAAUAACGGAAUAUAUGGAAUACAGUUAUCUAUUAAAGAAAGCCAAUCAGGCUGACGACGCCGUGGAGAGGAUAGAGUAUGUUGCUGCCUUCGCCGUUUCUGCUUUGGCUUCCAAUUGGCAGAGACUGAGUAAGCCCUUUAAUCCACUUCUCGGGGAAACCUAUGAGUUGGUAAGGGAUGACCUAGGUUUUAGGAUAAUGUGUGAACAGGUGAGUCAUCAUCCACCCAUCAGCGCUUUCCAUGCAGAUUCCGAACAUUUCGAAUUUUUUGGAACCAUGCAGCCCAAAUUAAAAUGGGGCAAAUCAGUGGAGAUUAAACCGGAGGGAAGAUUAACGGUCAAAUUACUCAGACACGGAGAGAGUUAUUCUUGGACAAAUGUUAAUUGUUGCGUACAUAAUGUCAUCGUGGGUCAACUCUGGUUCGAACAGUACGGAACCAUGGAAAUCAUCGGUUAUACAACCGGUCUGCGGGCCACCAUUCACUUCAAAUCUGCUGGAAUUACAGGAAGGGACUUGCAUCGCUUAGAAGGAUUCGUUUCUGAUUCUCAGAAUACCAAACUACGAUUUCUUUAUGGCAAAUGGACUGAGAAUUUUAAAUCGGCUAACAUGAAUGACUAUGAAGAGUAUAAGCGUGCAAAUUGGCACAAAUUUUCUAUCGUCGAUUCAAACGAAGCAAGUUCCAAUACUGCACAUGCCUCCAGUCCUGGUGGGAGUCCUUCGCAAACACCGAAAAAAGUAGUAGUAUCAAAACUGAAUAUGUUGACUCGAUCCUUUACAAGCGGAUCCAAUAAAGUUACUUCCGGAUCUGAUUCCGUAGAUAACGGAGACGUGCCCAGAAAUGAUCCCAGUACUUCUAUUGAAAUUUCUAAUUCUACAACAUUGUGGGAAGUUGUGCCUCGACCUGAAUAUUCCUCUCAGUAUUAUCAUUUCACUCUUUUCUCCAUGGGUUUGAAUCAACUGAGCGAAGAACUGGAAAAGACCUUGCCUCCAACUGACUGUCGCUUUCGCCCUGAUAUUCGAAAACUCGAGGAGGGUGAUAUAGAUGGAGCUGCUUCCGAGAAAAAUCGAUUGGAAGAAAAACAGCGAGAAGCCAGGAAACAUCGAAAGAGGAAAAGAGAAAACUGGACAUCUAUGUGGUUUGAACUCGGUCAACAUCCCGACACUCAAGAGGAGAUCUGGCUUUUCAAAGGCGAUUACUGGCAGAGGAACUUUGUCGAUUGUCCAGAUAUCUUUUGACUAACCAGUUGCCGUUUUUGGCUACAGUUUUCUAGAAAUGAAAACCGUUUCUCUUAUUUUCGGAUUCGUUCGUAGACAUUUUGAACAUGUGACUGUCCAAACAAUUUUAAUUUAUUUGCAAAAAAGAAACAUGAGAUAUUUACACAUUAUAAUUUCAAUUUAUCAUAUAUUAAUAUAUGUCAAGUAGAAGUAUCGUUCGUCUUGUUGUCAAGACUCCAUUCGUUCAAAAAACCCUUAGAAAUGAAUAUUCGUAUUAUCGGCCGUUAGAAUUGAUUAUUUGUCAGUCACUUCAACAAUUAGGCAGAGUGAAGAUCAAAAAGAAACGCAUGUCCCAGAAAAUUCAUUUUGUAUGAAUUGUUACAAUUUGGAAUGAAAGUGUUUUUUUUUCUUCUGGCAAAAUAUUCUUUACAUUUGGUAAGUCAAAUAUUAAUUAAUAGUAACGGUUAUGGAUACGAAGAAAAUAUAUUUUUUUUCUCUGAAGGGGUUGAUAGCGAUAACGAACAUCUUCGGAGUUUUGAGACAACAACUCGAGCGAGCUUCUUAUGCUUCCCUCUGGAAACACAGACAGGAUUUCGACUUAGAUCAAGUACAAACCAUUUCUAGAAUCAAGGUUUUUAUAAACAGAACUAAAUCACCAACCUUUUGGGAUAAAAGUAAUCCUUUUGUAAUUUUAAUAUGGCUUUUACAAUACCAGCACAUAAGUAAUUUCCAUUAAAACCGAACAGAUCCCAGAUUAGUUUAUCACCAGAAAAUUUUCGCUCAACUAACAUUACAUUUAUUAAGAAACCUAUUCGAAAAAAAACCCUCUUCCGAGAACUAACCUCGAGAUAAUCGUGUUAGCUUUGCAGGGACCACAUCAGGGAUCAAUCUUGAUACGUAAUCAAAAAUGCAUUUUGGGAGAAGCUAUCGCUCCUCUUAUUUUUUGUAGAGCCCAAGCACUUUAUUGUUUAGAAAAUUGAGUAUGAUCUACGAAGACGAGAAGUAUAAUUUAAAUGAUGGGGUCAAGCGAAAUAGAAGUGUCUUCCAAUCAAGCCAAGCAAUAAAGUUUACUGCAAAAAAUCAACAGACAAAGUAUCUUUACAAAUGAGAAGACUGAAGGGUCUCUGAGACAAAUUAGAAACCAAUAGCCCAUUUUACAAAUAUCAGCAUAAUAACCUGAUAUAAAUUAGUCCUCCAUACCUAUCUAGCAACAUUUACGUAAUAAAAUGUCUCAAAGCUCAACCGAAGUCAACUUGUUACGCUUCCCCAAUGUAUGGUUAUUUCUAUCGCCCGAAACGAGUGUAUGAAGAAUCCAGCAAUAAGGGAGAAAGCUGUAAAUAAGCUAUCGUCGUGAUUCCACAUAUCAUUGUUUGUAUAUAAGUUGUGCAAAUAAAAACGUAGUUACGUUUUUAGCUUAUUUUCAUUCUAUUUACCUCAAUUACAAUCAAACAGUAUUGAGUUUAAGUUAUAAAAUUGCAAUGGGCAGAAAUUUUUCACAUAUAGAACAAAUAAAGUUUCAGAAUUGCCAUUGAUUCCAAAUACCUACUUUAAAUAAAAGUAUCCUAUAUAAAAACAUAAAUGGUAAUAAUAAAUAGCAUUGUAUAUUGCUUUCUCGUUACCCUCUCCUAAUAUGAUCAAUCGAAUGAGAAUCAGAAGUUUAAAAAACAAAUUUCAAGUAAUCACUUUGCCCAAGAAGUGUCAUGUAAUUGAUAUUGUUGUAAACCCAAUUUAGUUUAUGAUAUCUCACAACUAGGGAUGUCAUCACUAAUCGUGGAGAAAAGAAGUGAUCGGCCACCCUUCUACAAGAAUGGUAUUAUGUAAACUUAUUAGCGUCUAAUAAAUCGUUAUUAUUCUAUAUAUUAAAAAAAUCAGGUCCAGUAAUUGGUGGAUGACUUUGAGGAUAUUAAAGAAUAUCAUUUCAAAUAUAAUGUAAUAUCUUAGAAAAAUAAUUCUAGUAUAUUUUAAAUAAU